Pisolithus orientalis is the source of this 1516-nucleotide messenger RNA. RefSeq lists its product as uncharacterized. NCBI's taxonomy places the organism in Eukaryota, Fungi, Basidiomycota, Agaricomycetes, Boletales, Pisolithaceae. Bases 200 to 1318 code for a protein of 372 amino acids. Gene Ontology annotation, molecular function: protein binding. The record is from RefSeq and is a predicted model, not a curated record. The transcript has 3 exons.
AGAUGAAUCCUGAUAUGAAAUCGCGAAGGAGAUUUGGACGAGGCGUGGCUCCAUCAUGGGAGUACUUCACGAAAACUGGUACCGAUACGGCAGGACGUCUUCAACAACAGCAGCUGGAACCUAAGGUGACUUGGGCUGCAUACUGUCUCUGCUCUAAAGUGGGUUUUUGGGGGAUUAUUGAUCGCAGGUCGUCAUUCAAAUGUUCGAGAUCCAUAUAAAAGCAUGUGUCCAAUGCACGAUGAUCGACCGUGUCGCCGUGCCGUGCUACCCAUGCGCACAACUGGCUUCAAACCUCGUACCAGGUAAAACGCAUCUGUUAACCUUCAGUCCCCCCAUGAUCAUGUCACAGAUCGUAGUUGAUCUCGCUCCUCUCACUCUUGAAGUUUCCCCCUUCCGAGCCCCCUUUGACGACAACGACGCCAAUCUGGUCCUGCAUACAUCUGAUGGAGGUAGAUUCGCUGUUCACAAGAUUUUCUUGACCCUUGCUUCACCUCUUCUGAAGCGCUCUUUGAUGGCGGGUUCAAUGUCUCCUUCGCCCCAAUUCUCGGGAAUCGUCAUUAAACAAGAGAAAGGGCGCGACAUCAUUGAGAUCGUCGAGGACAGUUUAACAACAGAAAGGGUUUUGCAGUAUUGCUACCCUUUCACGAACCCUGUGCUCGAGAAUCUGGAUGAUGUCCAGAACGUAUUGGCGAUGAUGAAGAAAUUCGGGAUGAGGGGUCUGAUGGAUCGAGUGAGAGGUGCCCUUGUGCAACCCUCGUUCUUGGAGGAAGAACCCUUGCGUGUAUUUGCCAUCGCAUACCGCUUCGGAUUUGAAGCGGAAACUCGUCUCGCAGCGAGGAGCACCCUUCGUCACCAGAUCUUUGGCCCUUAUGUCAAGGAACUAGAACAUAUCCCCGCCUCCAUUUACCACAAACUCCUCCAGUACCACCGCAAAUGCAGUGUUGUGGUGUGUGGACUUACCUCCGACUUUUCAUGGUUCCCUGGCUUCGCGUCGCGCUGGGUCUGGUUCCAGUGCGACGACUGUGUGCACCAUUCCCUUUCGUGGCCACUGUCUGAUGGGAAGAUAUACGAGGUAAACGCAUGGUUUAUCGAGUACAUGGAACGUGCGAGAACUGCGCUGCGGGAGCGACCCUGUGGAAAGGUAGUCAGCGACCCUCUGCUGAUCAUGGACGCUCUGGAAACGGCAGCCCACUGCCAUACUUGCCGGCCAGCUGCCUACCUGGACAUGAGUACGUUCAUUGGAGAGCAUUUUUCGGUAGAGGUGGAGAAAGCGAUUGAUACGGUGGACUUAGACAUACCCUUCCAUUCCCCUGCAUAGUUAGGAUAAAAGCCAUCCCAACUUUGCAGCGAAUGAAGGGGGACGGCUGCACAGUCAUGGGAUAGUAUCGAUUACUAGCCUGAUUUGACAGUAUCACAAUAUGAAUUCUUGUUGCCAGCUGUCUUCGCGCACUGUAUUGAAAAUAGUCUGUGUUGCAGGAGACUUUUUUGGGAGAGCGUAGAUCUCUGGACAACAAGG